Raphanus sativus (radish) is the source of this 1874-nucleotide messenger RNA. RefSeq lists its product as uncharacterized. The transcript has a single exon. Bases 16 to 1686 code for a protein of 556 amino acids. The record is from RefSeq and is a predicted model, not a curated record. NCBI's taxonomy places the organism in Eukaryota, Viridiplantae, Streptophyta, Magnoliopsida, Brassicales, Brassicaceae. Gene Ontology annotation, cellular component: vacuole.
UCCGUGUAAAACGGAAUGUACAAGUCACUCCAAGCCCACGAGUCCCAAAAAGACCCAUACUCAAAGUUAAAGCAACCCACCCACGUGGUUGUCACGUUUCUCUUCUCUCUCUCUGAUCUUAAAUUAUUCAGACAACACUCCGAGUCUCCGAUCAAAGUUUGCAACUUUCCUCCAAUAAAACAUCGACCCGAGAAGAGAGAAGCAAUGAUCUCCGGCGACACAUUAUCGGCGAAAAAGCCACAACCAAACAAAGACCCACCAAGCCAAUCAAUGGCACUUCUCCACAACCACAACAACAAGGAUUCAGAUACUUCUUCCACCACUAAAACCAUCUCAAGCUGCUUCAUCUUCACAUCACUCCUCAUCGUCACCUGCAUCGCUCUCUCCGCCGCUUCCGCCUUCGCCUUCCUCUUCUUCUCCUCCUCUUCCCCAUCAAAACCUCUCAACCAAGUCUCAAAGUCCCAACCUUUCCACAGAUCCGUAUCUCGCCCUCUCAACAAACUCCACAAACCCGUCGUCCUCCUCAUCUCCUCAGACGGCUUCCGCUUCGGGUACCAACACAAGACCAACCUCCCCAACAUCCACCGCCUAAUCGCCAACGGAACAGAAGCCGAAACCGGUCUAAUCCCGGUUUACCCGACGCUAACUUUCCCUAACCACUACUCCAUCGUCACAGGCCUUUACCCAGCUCACCACGGCAUCAUCAACAACAGGUUCGUGGAUCCAGUCACUGGUAACGUCUUCACAAUGGCUAGCCACGAGCCGGAGUGGUGGCUAGGCGAGCCGUUAUGGGAAACAGUAGUGAACCAAGGACUUAAAGCCGCUACUUACUUCUGGCCUGGCUCUGAAGUACACAAGGGAGCUUGGGACUGUCCUAAAGGCUUGUGUCAGCCUUACAACGGUUCUGUUCCUUUUGAUGAUAGGGUUGAUACUAUCUUGUCCUACUUCGAUUUGCCUAGUAAUGAGAUUCCUAGUUUCAUGACGCUUUACUUCGAGGACCCUGAUCAUCAAGGUCACCAAGUUGGUCCUGAUGAUCCUAGGAUCACCGAAGCUGUUGUUAACAUCGAUAGGUUGAUUGGUAGGUUGAUUGAUGGGUUGGAGAAGAGAGGGAUGUUCGAGGAUGUGACUAUGAUUAUGGUUGGUGAUCAUGGAAUGGUUGGGACUUGUGAUAAGAAAGUGAUUGCUCUUGAUGAUUUAGCUCAUUGGAUCAAUAUCCCUAGCAGCUGGGUUCAUUACUACACUCCUAUGCUGGUGAUUAAACCUCCUAAAGGUCAUGACCCAGCUGAUGUGGUGGCUAAGAUGAACCAAGGCUUGGGGUCUGGUAAAGUGGAGAACGGGGAGUACUUGAAGGUUUAUCUCAAAGAGGAUUUACCUAGCAGGCUGCAUUACGCGGGCAGUGAUAGGAUCCCGCCUAUUAUAGGAAUGGUUGAUGAAGGGUUCAAGGUUGAGCAGAAGAGGAGUAAAGCUAAAGAAUGUGGUGGAGCUCAUGGGUAUGACAAUGCUUUCUUUUCGAUGAGGACUAUAUUCAUGGGGCACGGUCCUAUGUUUGCGAAGGGAAGGAAAGUGCCUUCUUUUGAGAACGUUGAGAUAUACAAUCUCAUUAGUACGAUUCUUGGACUUAAGGUGGGUGCACCGAACAAUGGUUCUGAUGGGUUCCCUUCAAACGUUCUAUUGCCAAGGGCGUAAGCAGAGAGGGAGAUGUAAGUUUCAUUCUUAUGUCAAUAAAAGGGAGUGUAGAAUCUGUAACUGCGUUUUUCAAGCCGCAGCAAACUCAAACAUUUAUGUGCUUUGAUCUAUUAGACUUUUUAUGCACUUUGAUAUGUUUGUUGUUCUUGUGCCAUUUAACAAGAAAUUCUACUCAACUUGUUGAAUUA